This is a messenger RNA of Corapipo altera (White-ruffed manakin), 352 nucleotides long. Its product is annotated as BTB/POZ domain-containing protein KCTD9-like. The record is from RefSeq and is a predicted model, not a curated record. NCBI's taxonomy places the organism in Eukaryota, Metazoa, Chordata, Aves, Passeriformes, Pipridae. The coding region runs from base 21 to 263 and encodes 80 amino acids. The transcript has 3 exons.
CCAACCUGCCAGGGGUGAAGAUGCUGCGCUCCAACGCAGAGGGAGCGUCCCUGAAAGGCUGCAGCUCUGAGGACCCAUCAGGCCUUCAAGCUAAUCUGGAAGGUGCCAACCUGAAAGGAGUGGCCAUGGAGGGCAGUCAGAUGACAGGAAUGAACCUCCGAGUUGCAAUGCUGAGAAACCCCAAACUAAAGAACUGUAACCUCAGGGGAGCAACGUUGGCACGAACUGAUUUGGAAGUUGUGACCUCCAGGAAGCCAAUUUGAGGGGCUCUGAUGUGAAAGGAGCCAUCUUUGAAGAGAUGCUGACCCCCCUGCACUUGUCCCAGAGCAUCAGAUAGGGAAGAGAAGAUGUC